Messenger RNA from Anopheles cruzii, 4248 nucleotides. RefSeq lists its product as uncharacterized. Gene Ontology annotation, molecular function: sterol transfer activity; sterol binding. Gene Ontology annotation, cellular component: endoplasmic reticulum-plasma membrane contact site; endoplasmic reticulum membrane; plasma membrane. Bases 1 to 2304 code for a protein of 767 amino acids. NCBI's taxonomy places the organism in Eukaryota, Metazoa, Arthropoda, Insecta, Diptera, Culicidae. Gene Ontology annotation, biological process: intracellular sterol transport. The record is from RefSeq and is a predicted model, not a curated record. The transcript has 7 exons.
AUGGUGUCCGUGCCGAGUGACCCCGCGUACUAUGAGGCGGGGCCGAAGCGGAGCUCCAAGUUCCUGACGCACUUUGCCCGCCGGCUGCGCAUCGGCAAGGGCUCGUCGUCGUCGAAGUCGAAGUCGGUGGUGGGCGGCGCCGUGCUGGAGCUGGACUCCGAAGAGGACCGGCUGGUGGUGGGCGACACGGACGAGAUCGUGAUCCUGCGUAACGGGGCGCUCGCCACGGACGAAGCCCUGACCGGCGGCAGUUCCGGGGCCGAGUCGCCCACGGUGGUGCUGGUGGUGCCGGCCGUCAUCGCCCGGCCACCCUUCAAGCGGGGCAACUCGUUCCGCCAGAGCCUCAACUAUCUGCUGAAGCGAUCGACCCGGUCCAAGCCGACGGAACGGUCGUGCACCAGCGACAGCGACGUGGUGCACGAGCUCGACGAGGACAUGGCGAACGCGCGGCACCGGAAGCUCCCGGUGCUGGAUGCGUUCCUGCCGGAGCAGGUGCCGACCAAGCGGCACAGUACCGGCGACAUCUUCAACGAAGACCUGGACGCCGGUGGCACCCGCGGACGGGAGUCGCGCACCGCUGGACGCCACCGGCGCGUACACUCGGACUCGACCAGCUACGGAGCGGCCGGGGCCAAACAUGCCAAGGCCACCGUCGUCACGAUCGCGCCGAUGAUCGGCGGGCCGGGUCAACCCAAAUCCGCCAACAGCGUGGGACUGGGAACGCGGCCCCUGCCGCUGUCCUCCACCAUAGAGCCCCUGAGUGGCGUGGAGCCCUCCGGACAGUCGGAAGCGGUGGCCCACCUCACCGUACUCUCACGCAGCCCUAGUCAUAACACAUCGAAAAGUGAUGCCAAAUCCCUUAAAUCGUUGUCGCCAUCGGCACGAUCGUCCACCAUUCGGAGCUCCAGCCCGCACCCGCUGAAGUCGUUCAGCAGCACCCGUGAUACCGUCGAUAAGCCGGAAAAGCACCAUAAGAAGAAGGAGGGCGGCAUGUCAUGGGAGCAAAAAAAGUUUGCCCAACACUUCGCCCAGGUACCGGACGACGAGGUGGUGCUCGACUACUUUUCCUGCGCCCUCGUCGGCGACAUCCUUCUUCAGGGCUACCUGUACAUCACGCAGAACUACUUCGCCUUCUACUCGAACGUGUUUGGUUACGUGACCAAGCUACUCAUACCAACCAUCUCGGUGCUGGACAUUUCGCGCGAAAAGACGGCCUACAUGUUUCCGAACGCGGUCGGCGUGAAAACGCGGGACGAUCGGCACGUGUUCGGUAGCUUUUUGAGUCGCGAGGCGGCCUUCUACCUGAUGUGCAGCGUCUGGGAGCGGGCCACUUCGCCGCAGAGUGAUUCGUUUAGCGUCAUCCAGCAUUCGCGGCUUUCGGCACCGCUGCACGCUGAAGGGUCAGAAGGUUCGCUCGAUGAGGACAGCAGUUGCUACGACGGCAACGAGAGCCUGUUUCACGAAAAGGACGACAUACCGGAUCUGCUCGAUUCGGGCGAUUCGAACGGCCAUCAGCUCAAUGCAACCGAAGGUGGCACUAAUCAGUCGUCCGAUGAUUCCAUCACGAGACAAAAACAGAAGAAAAUUAAAAAGGAACUGCUCCUGAAAUCGCCGGCAAUCGUCAAAAGCCCCGUGAUCCUCAAGGUGGCAACCGGUCCCGGUGGAUUGGAGAGUCUCAAGGCGGAUAAGGGCUUACCGACGCUCAGUAGCGCACUGGCCGCUGGGCUCACCGGUGAUCGCGGUGCUUCCGGCGAUCAAACGUUGUCCGGUGGCGGUGGUGUGGCCGGUAGCAGCAGCAAAAGUAGAAGUAGAUUUUCUAUGAUAAAACAAAAGCUCCAGCACAUCCUUCCCUCCGAUUUUGGUAUUAUACACAUAGGCAUAAUAUUGACCGUCAUCCUGGCGCUGUUUUCCUGCUUUCUGGCGUACAAGAUAAACACGCUGCAGGCACGCCUCUCAGCGCCCCGCAUCCGACUGGGCGAUGAUACGGACUUCUAUCUCGACGUGCUGCGGUGGCAGAAGCGUCUGCAUAGCAAAAGCAAAGAGGAAGCCCAGCUCGUGUUAAACUCUAACCUGGAGCAGAUCGUCCGGGUGCGCAAGAGUUUGGAAACGCUCUCGCUACUGCUCCAGGACACACCGUCGGUGGUGGACGCGGGCAGCGGAGUCCUCGGAGAGUUCGGUACUACGACCGAUGCCGAUGGUGCGCCCAGUGAUGCCACCACCGCCGGAAGCAUUCUGGCCACGGCAGCCGGCAGCAUACUGGAUGACGAUAGCAUAAAUCAAUACUUCCACGAAGAUGCCACAUAGCAAGCUUUAAUCGAGGGAGACCGCCGCUACUGGGCACAUUGCGACGAACAUCGACAUCGGAUGGCCACCGAGCAGGGGCGGCAGCGUCGGCGGAGAGAGAUAAAACAUGAGACAAACGCGUGGUUCAGCACCCGCGGUGAAGUGAUCGGUGGCCUGUGUGAUUUUGUGUAAAGAGAAAGAGAGAACGAGAGAGAUUAGCAUAUAAGCGUUUCGGUUAAACGUUAAUUUAUUUUCUACGCGAGGAUUAGUUUCGUAAGCUAUCGUACGCGGGGAACAGCGGCAACAGUCAGAUCCAACGUGGACGAAGAAAGUGUAACGGAAGACUUGUGGCUCCACCACGCACGCUUGGUUCGUAAAGGGCUAGAUUCUAAAUUCCGCCUGCACAGCGUACGGUUUUUGGGGAACCCGAAUUUUUUUCGCGGGAAGCUAUGUCACUUAAAGUUUCAAACAGGCACAGCGAUCGUGGUCGUGUGCGUGUGCGAGGUGGUUUCUUUCGAUGCAUUUACUACCGGACCGACGAUAGAAUUUGUUAAUGUUUUUUUUUUAAGUUAGUUGAGCAUAACUAUUUGACACAGAGAACAAAACGAUUCGGGACUACUCCAGAACUCCGCCAGACAACUCCGAAAACACCAACCGGCGAGAGCACACACGGGUUUGGAAGGAGAUCCUUAAGUAUAUCAUGCUUUAGACAGACAAGCUGUAGUUCCUCGACGAAGGAAGCGUAGAACUAGGGUCAAUCAGUUGGGUUGCGUGCCCCACUGGUGACCGAGGCGACCGAUACCGGCUCAUUUUGAACGAUGCCUUUCUUUUACAUUGCCGUGCGCGUAUUACGUAGAAACUGGGUACACAAAUUCAACCCUCAACCAACCAAUAGUAACGGCCUUUUGUAGCAGCAGCAGCAGCAGCACGGGGAGCUUUUUGGCUUUUUUAUCGUAUUACAUCCUACCGAACCAGCGUCAAUUGCUAUUGCUACCGUUUCUUACAAUACCGGGCCGGGGUGUUCCAUCAAUUAUCAUCCAUUGUGCCAUACGCCACCACCAUCGUGACACGAACUGCAGGCGCACAAUGUUCAACCGGAACCAAUACCAACUGGCUGGGGAAGAACGAUUCUACACAAAAACACAGCGCGCUUCUCUCCUGCUGUUCCCGGUUUCGUAACAUUAUCCCCUUAAGAUCAACACUGAACUUGGACGCGAUGAAUGGGUGUGAUUUUGUGCAAUAUGAUUGCACAAACGAGUGUGUGUGGCUUCAAGGCACUGAACUGGGAAGCGCGUCGCGCACAUGCUACGUGCGCGGAAAGGAAUUGGAAGCAAAGCUUCAAACAAAGAGAAACCAUUGCAUCACGAACGGCUCCAUUUGGGGACAUGCUUUAAAAAGUUCGGUGCGGUGCUGCGCAGACAGGCCCUAGGAUAGUCGCACCAUAACACUGCUCCUUUUGUACUCGGUUUGGGGUAAAUGGUAAAUUUAUGCGUACGACGAUCGGGGAAAAAGACCAUCCCGUGGCGAAAAGACGGACGGACUUAAUUUCGGCAAGUGAUCAACUGAAGCGCGAAAAGCAUUGUAAACACGUAAUACAGCUGACUGUGAUAUGUAUGCAAAAUACAUGAGGAAAUCGCCAAGACCCCGAAAGGGGCAGAAGGCUUGCCAGGAAGCGCCGCCGCACCCCCGUGACUUCGAACUACAAGCAAUGGUCGGGCGCGAGAUGCAAAAACAGAAACAAUGGAAUGCGGGAUAACCCUGUGCACAGAUUGGUGUGUGUGUGAUUUAGGUUUAUCGGUUUUGAACGUUUUUUGUCUGUUAUUUUGAUUUUCGUUCAUAUGGUGAAGAAACAGAAACCCCAAACGCUUGUUUCCAGAAGACUUUCGUUGGCUAGGGACAUAGGGAAAUGCAUCUAUUUUCAUGAACCGGGGAAACGUUAUGACGUAGGAUAAAAACAAAGACAUA